AUGGCUAUGGUUUUAAGGUAUGUCGAUAAACAUGGGUAUGCGAUUGAGAGGUUCAUUGGGAUUAAGCAUGUUGGUGACACAAGGGCAGCUUCUCUAAAAGCAUCUUUGGAUGGUGUGUUUCUUAAACAUGGCUUGUCUAUGUCUAAAUUGAGAGGGCAAGGGUACGAUGGAGCUUCUAACAUGAGAGGACAAUUUCUUGGGUUGCAAAGGUUGAUACUAGAUGAAAAUCCUUAUGCAUUUUAUAUUCAUUGCUUUGCCCAUCAGUUGCAGUUAGUGGUUGUUGAUGUUGCCAAGUGUUGUUCCUCUGUAUUGGAUUUCUUUAACCACAUAACUUUGAUUGUCAACACCGUCAAUGCUUCUUGUAAGGGACAUGAUGAACUAGCCCAAGAACAACAUGAUAAUAUUGUGAGUCAAUUGGAGUCUGGGGAAGUUUUUUCAGGAAGAGGGAAAAACCAAGCAACCAACCUUGUAAGACCUGGGGAUACACUGUGGGGCACACAUCAUAAAACUUUGUGUCGGUUUAUUGAGAUGUGGACAUCUUUUUUGCAUGUAUUAGAGAACAGUCAUGAUGAUGCAGAAAAUUUAACACAAAGGGAUGAUACAAUACCCGCUCGGGGUCGUUCAAGGGGGCGUGGUGGUCAAAUGUUAACUUUCUAUCAACGCUUCAGAUAUGAAAUAUUCAAUGUUUUGCUUGACCAAAUAAUUAUUGAGUUAAAUAACCGCUUUGCUGAAAGAUCUACUCAAUUGUUGAGAUGCAUUGCUUGUCUUGAUCCAAGGAGCUCAUUUGCUAAUUUUGAUGAAGACAAACUUAUUCAACUUGCUCAGAUGUAUGCUGAUGACUUCUCCAUAUAUGAGAUUUCUUUUGUCCUUAGAAACCAACUUGAAAACUUCAUUGCUGAUGUGAGAGCUGAUCCAAGUUUUGUUAGUUGUAAUGACCUUGGUAGUCUUGCUGUGAAGAUGGUUCAAACUGAUAGACACAUAGUCCUUCCUUUGGUAUAUCGUCUUAUUGAGUUGGCAUUGAUUUUGCCUGUUGCAACCGCAUUAGUGGAAAGAGCUUUCUCAGCUAUAAGUAUUAUCAAGACUGAGUUGAGGAAUAAGAUGGGUGAUGAUUGGUUGAAUUAUUCCAUGGUGUGCAAUAUUGAGCGAGAAAUAUUUGCAAAGGUUGAUGAUGAUGCUAUUAUAUAUCGCUUUCAAGACUAUAGAUUUCGCAAAGGAACUUUACCUCGUCGUAGUAGUGUUGGCUCUUCUUCCACCGUUGAUCAAGUUAUGGAAGACACUGAUGAAGCAAACAAUUGA
Messenger RNA from Triticum turgidum subsp. durum (durum wheat), 1296 nucleotides. Lineage: Eukaryota; Viridiplantae; Streptophyta; Magnoliopsida; Poales; Poaceae. The record is from the annotation of a GenBank genome assembly.